Molecule: messenger RNA, 1363 nt
Organism: Effrenium voratum
Lineage: Eukaryota; Dinophyceae; Suessiales; Symbiodiniaceae
Source: the annotation of a GenBank genome assembly
ACUAGCUUGGCCCUUGUCCAUUGCUUUCCAUGUUGUGGAUGAGCUGUGUGCACGUCGUCCUGGAUGCGUAAUAUCGCUCUUCUGGAGUGGGGUCCUGCCUCACUCUUUUACAUCCAGCCUCGCGAGCUGAUCAAGGUCAGGACCAGAUGGCUGGAGGGCGGCCCGGUCUUGCCGCCGUUCCUCAGCACCAUGGAGGAGGCCAAGGCCCACGACCCAGACCUCACGGUGCGGUACGCGCUGAGCGCCUUCGAGGACCUGAAUAGCGCCAUCAAGAACCUGCGGAGAUGCUUCGGCUUCCCGUACCAGGAGUACAUAGGGUACAUGAACACCCUGACCCAUCAGUACCGCACCCGUCGCGAGCACGAGGGCCUGAUCGACCGGAUCCGGCGCUGGGCCAUGUUCGGCAACGUAGAUGCUGUUUUGUGGAUCGACUACGCGAAGGCCAACCAACCCCCAGGCUCCUUCAAGAUGGGCCCGCGGGAGUCUCGGCCUUUUAGCCCUGCGCACAUGCAGAUCUGCGCCGACAUGCCGGAGAUUCUGCGGCUGGAGGACGUGAACGACGAGUCCGAGGCGGCAUGGAGUGAGGAUUUGGAGGACGACAAGCACGCAGGUCACUCGAGCGACGCGCAGGUCGCCACAAUGCCGCGGGAGCCCGGCAGCUUGAGGCCGCUGCCUCCAAAGAGGCUGCCGAGGCACAUCCAGCGAAUGCGGCCGUCGCAGAUGUUGGCCCAAGCCGUUAGCAAAGCGGCGUCGCCAGACAGAGAGGAGGCCCUGGUGAAGAUGGAUCACAAGAUCCUCGCAAAGGAUGGGAAGCCCAAGACGGAGAAGGAGGCGCUCCGCAUGCAGCUCCAGGAGGAGGUCGUGCCGGUUCCAGGCAGCAUCUACACCCGAUCGAUCGUACCUGGACCAGGCUACUAUGGCGCUCCUAAGAUAGGAGAUGCAAAGGAGGUUGGCCCGGCCGCCUCUUUCGCUCGAAAGGGCGCCAGCACCUGGGACCAGCUGCGGCUCCACGCCGCGAAGCUGCCGGGGCCGGGUCAGUACGAGGCCGCCGCCAAGACUAGCGACACCUUCUUCAGGGCCAAGUUGGGCUCCUUUACCCGGGCGCCGAAGUUGGUGAACAAUCAGGAGGUCUUCAAGAAGCUGCCCUUCAUCUCCAAUUUCGCCUCUGCGUGCGAGGGCUUCGGCCUCAACAGCCCGGAGUUUCAUUGCAUCAGCCCAGAGGAGGUGUGCAACUUGCCGCACUAUACGAAGGACCCGGCGUUCUCCUUCUCCCGCACUCCGCGGCCAUGAGACGGUCACCAGACCUCGUCUGCUCGGGAAUCGCUAGAUGCCUUGAGGGAACCCAACGUGCCUCAAAGACGCA